Molecule: messenger RNA, 544 nt
Organism: Mus pahari (shrew mouse)
Lineage: Eukaryota; Metazoa; Chordata; Mammalia; Rodentia; Muridae
Product: WAP four-disulfide core domain protein 18
Exons: 3
Coding region: 115-339 (74 amino acids)
Biological process (GO): innate immune response; antibacterial humoral response
Cellular component (GO): extracellular region
Molecular function (GO): peptidase inhibitor activity
Source: RefSeq, a predicted model, not a curated record
ACUGGAAAGCUCUUUGUUCUAUAUUUUCUGAUUGAUUGCCUCCUCCCACACCCAUGCUUCUACCUUUACUGAGGGUAUAAAUUGCUUCACGAGUUCAGCCCAGCCAGAGCCAACAUGAAGACAGCCACAGUCUUUGCUCUGGUAGCUUUGAUUUUCAUGACGAUGAAUACUUCCUGGGCUCUGUCUAAUUCCAAAAAAAAACCCGGAGCUUGUCCUAAGCUGCCCCCACACAACGUUGGAACUUGUGAUGAACGAUGCACAGGAGAUGGAUCAUGCUCUGGCAACAUGAAGUGCUGCAGCAAUGGCUGUGGUCAUGUCUGCAAACCUCCUGUCUUUUAGCCAUGUGGAAGAUGGAUCUUUACAAGCAUGACUGAUGGCCAGCCCUGGAAGAUUAUUUUUAAUCUACAGAGCCCAUGCUUGGCUCCUCCUUAGACCUAGAAUUGCAUCCUUGGAAGAGGAAGAUCUGUACUGUGGUGGCAGCUUCCUAAUGUGUUUGUGUCUAAAAUAAACUCUCCUCAGCAUUCUUCCUGUUGAAGAUUUCUUA